Messenger RNA from Drosophila grimshawi, 788 nucleotides. It is a transcript of the gene Arpc3B, whose product is annotated as actin-related protein 2/3 complex subunit 3. The coding region runs from base 66 to 590 and encodes 174 amino acids. Gene Ontology annotation, biological process: Arp2/3 complex-mediated actin nucleation; regulation of actin filament polymerization. The transcript has 3 exons. Lineage: Eukaryota; Metazoa; Arthropoda; Insecta; Diptera; Drosophilidae. Gene Ontology annotation, cellular component: Arp2/3 protein complex; cytoskeleton. The record is from RefSeq and is a predicted model, not a curated record. Gene Ontology annotation, molecular function: actin filament binding.
UAACAAACAGCAAACAAUUGAAUCGGUGCCAAUGUUAAAAUUCAGUUGAUUACAAUCCACCCAAAAUGCCAGCAUAUCACUCGGAAAUCGAAGAAUUCGGGCGACAGGUGGGCAACAUGGCAAUUCUGCCGCUUCGCACCAAAAUACGAGGGCCAGCGCCCAGUGUGAAUACUGAUAACGAUAUCAUCGAUGAGUCACUUUACUAUUUCAAAGCGAACGUUUUCUUUCGCACAUACGAAGUGAAGUCGGAAGUGGAUCGUGUGCUUAUCUAUAUAACGCUCUAUAUAACGGAGUGCCUGAAGCGAUUGAUGCGUUGUACGAGUAAGGAGCAAGGACAACAGGAUCUUUAUGCGAUGGCCAUAUCAAGAUUUGAUAUACCCGGCGAUGCCGGAUUUCCGUUAAAUUCCGUCUAUGCGAAGCCAGAUAAUGCCGAUCUGAUGCGCGAAUAUAUGCUGCAGUUGCGCCAGGAGACUGGUGUGCGGGUGCUCGAAAAGGUAUUCGACACGCCCGAUGGGAAGCCGAGCAAGUGGUGGAUGUGUUUUGCCCGCAAGAAGUUCAUGGAGAAGAGUCUCUCGGGUCCCGGGCAAUAGAAACAAACAACAUUCUCAAAAAAGUGGCUGUUAAAUCAAUUUUUGAGACUGUUAAGUGUGUUGUUGCAGCCCCUCUUUUUGAACGUGCCAGUGCUGUUAAGUGCCCAUAGUACUAACGACAAGGCGCCAAGUUUAAAUUAAUCAUGCGUAUGUCGAUGUGUAUUUACCAUUUAUUAAAAUAUAUAUAUAAUUUUUUUU